AUGGGAGGUGGUAUGAAGUACAGUGGGUCAGCCACUUUGAGCGCUCCCCAACCCAAACACUCUGGUGUGUGGAUGCCGACAGAAUCCCCACGUCUCACGUCCUCUAUUAUACUACUUCACUUUUGUGUGAAACAGCAUCAUCACGUCACCGACACAUUGAGUCUACUCCGCCAGUUGGUGCUUGACCCUAUGGGCAGUGAAUAUUAG
Messenger RNA from Echinococcus granulosus, 207 nucleotides. RefSeq lists its product as hypothetical. The transcript is spliced from 2 exons. NCBI's taxonomy places the organism in Eukaryota, Metazoa, Platyhelminthes, Cestoda, Cyclophyllidea, Taeniidae. The record is from RefSeq and is a predicted model, not a curated record. The coding region runs from base 1 to 207 and encodes 68 amino acids.